ACCUAUAUAAAAGCCCACCCUCUACGGAAUCGGCCGUCUCGAGGAACAUUUGGACGUAGUAACAAUGUUUCGUUUGAGUUUAUUGUUCGUGGUCAUCAGUGCCGUUGCCGUAUUCGGUGGAACUCUACCAGCCGAAUAUCUUGAAUGGGAAGGACGGAUUGUUGGUGGUUCGAAUGCAAACGCUGGACAAUUUCCUUACCAGGUUUCUCUUCGUUCUUCGGGCAAUGCGCACUUCUGCGGUGCUUCAGUGAUUAAUAAUCGCUACGUAUUGUCGGCUGCUCAUUGUACCGUUGGACGUACGACUGCCAACACCAGAGUCGUAGUAGGAACUCACCUGUUGAACAGUGGUGGCGUAGCUCACAAUACUGCCCGUAUCGUAAAUCACGGUUCAUACAAUUCCAACACUUUGGCCAACGAUGUGUCGCUAGUGCAGACCUCUACGACUAUCACCAUGAAUAACCUAGUCGCUACUAUUCCUUUGGGAUCUAGUACUAUUAACACAGCCACCAAUGCAGUAGCUUCAGGCUGGGGACAGCUAGGAGCUAAUGUUGGAAUUCCAAACAAUUUGCAGUUUUUGACCACUAACAUCAUCUCGUUGGCGGAUUGUCGUAGUCGGCAUUCGUCAGCAAAUGCGGCCCGUGUCUUCGACAACACUAUCUGUACAUUGAACCCGUCUGGACAGGGCAUGUGCAUGGGCGAUUCCGGUGGUCCUUUGGUGCAUGGUGGCAACCAGCAGGGUAUUGUCUCCUGGGGUAUUCCGUGUGGAACGGCGGCACCUGACGUUUUCGCCCGUGUUUCUUCACACCGUACAUGGAUUUUAAACAAUGCCGUGUAAACUCCAUGGGUUUUGAUAUAAAGAUUAUUACGUUUAAA
This is a messenger RNA of Malaya genurostris, 873 nucleotides long. Its product is annotated as chymotrypsin-2-like. Gene Ontology annotation, biological process: proteolysis. The transcript is spliced from 2 exons. The record is from RefSeq and is a predicted model, not a curated record. The coding region runs from base 65 to 835 and encodes 256 amino acids. Gene Ontology annotation, molecular function: serine-type endopeptidase activity. NCBI's taxonomy places the organism in Eukaryota, Metazoa, Arthropoda, Insecta, Diptera, Culicidae.